UAGUGAAAAAGGUUGCACUGUGCAGGGGCACUUACCCUGCGCCCUUUCAAACCCUUAGCCUCUUCCUUCUCCAUGGUAUGUAAGUUUGCAGCACUUUAUAAAACAUCCGUGGUCCGAAAUCAUUCCCAAAAUUUCUUGACAAUGGCGGGAGGGCGGCGUAAUGCGGGAUGGUGGGUCUUCGGACUCCGGGUCAGUCGCUUUCAGAUCCGGUGACUGUUAUGGCGAUAAGUUCGGUGUCUUGCGCAUGGAAAGAUUUGGUGAAAUUCGAAGCCGGAGAAUAUUGUUGAAAAUUCCCAUACAGUCGAUCUGUAGGGCGGGUUUCUUGGUUAAUAGCACAUUUUUGUUAGAGCCACAAAUUGUUCCUCCUUAGUUCUACUUUCGCUGAUACUCGUUACAUUUCAUCAAGUGAUCCAUGGCAACAUGUUCUUGAGCAUCAAGAGGAAGAUAAUCGAGCCGUAUCUGGUGAUACGGCAGAGCUUGGCGCCUCUCAAGCUGUCCAGGUGGCAGCUUACGAAAAUCAUGGCCCGCACAGCGUUUGACGGGCUGCCGUCUGGAACCUUGAUUGUCCUGGCGGCACUGUCAUUAGCACUGCUUGUUGCUGUACUCCGGAUCAAAUCUCAGGAAAGAACACGCUCAAAGGAAAUACCUGGGCUUCCUGUAGUGAAGCGAAACCAUCUGCAUUACCUCGAUAUCGUCAGGGAGGGGCGAGAGCUGUACCCCGGACAGCCCUUCAUGGCUGUGAACAAGCGUCACAGUCUUGUGGUGUUUCCGCCUUCGUGUUUUAAUGAAAUCAAGCGGCUUCCGGCACAUACCGCAUCUGCAAAAAAGUUCUUCAACACUACGAACUAUGGCGACUGGAGUCAUGUCGGCGAAGAGUCUCCAGAACUCAUCAAGUCAGUGAUUGCGGACCUGACACGGUCGCUUCCUGCACGAGUGCAUACUCGACAAGAUGAAUGCCGGGAUGUGUUUGACGAGGUAGUCGGGCGCCGACGUGAAUGGAAGGAGUUCCCUCUGCUAAUGACUACGUUCGAAAUCAUCACUCAAAUCAACGCCUGUUCUUUCGUCGGCAAAACACUCGCCACCAACAGGAGCUGGGUCAGGUCCGUGAUGAUGUUGCCCGUCUUCAUCCACGUCGGUGUGAUGCUGCUAGACGCUUGCCCUCUUAUCGUCCGGCCGUUCAUGGCCUAUCUUACAUUUCUACCCAGCAUCAAAAACCGAUGGGAUCUGACACGCAUGCUCGCUCCGGUUCUGAAGAAGGAUCUUGAGGAGUAUCACGAGGCGAAGGACAAGAAGGAAUUCUUGCGGCCGCGAGCCGAAGGAAAGGUGCCCUUCACUGGGUUUCUUCUCUCCCAUUACAAGUCGGCUCAAGCAUCCCUCAAGCAGCUGAUUUCCGACUACAUUCACCUCAGCUUCGACUCCACCCCCAACACUGCAGCGGUGAUGUUCCACGCCCUUUGCGAAUUGGCUAUUCAUCCCGAGGCUGUCGAGGCUCUGCGUCAGGAACUUGACGAGGUCAUGGUUGACGGAAAGCUACCUCCGACACAUCUUCAGGAGCUAAGGAAAAUGGAUAGUUUCCUGCGCGAGUGCUUCCGAUUACACCCUUUUGGUAUCUUCACGCUUCAACGCCGCGUCGAACAGCCCGUCCAGCUAUCGGUCGGCCCGCUCCUACCCCCGGGGACGCUGAUGGCAGUCGACGGGCAGGCAAUCGACGGGUCCUCGGAGUUGUGGCCGAACCCGGAAAAGUUCGACGUGUACCGCUUUUAUAACCUGCGUCAGAAGCUGGGCAACGAGAACCAGUACCACUUUGCGACGACCAGCCCGGAUUCGCCCGGCUGGGGCGACGGAACUCAGGCCUGCCCGGGCCGGUUCUUUGCCGUGAACACACUCAAGAUCGCCAUGGCGCACUUCCUUCGCAACUACGACAUUGAGAUUAAGCCAGAGUGCCUGCCGCUGAAAACCAAGCCCAUGCCGAGCGGGUUCUUUUCGCCCGACGACAGGGCGAUCGCACGCAUCCGGGCGCGAACUUGAGAUUGUCGUCCAAGAUCUUGCUAGGUUUUGGCCGUCGUCUUGGACUUCUGGCUACUUAAUGUGUCCCUCAUGGGGAAAACUGUACAUUACGGUAUCAAUUGAAGGGCGAGAUCGGAUGAGUCUUGGAAAAAGCAAAAAGCAAAAAAAAUGCGGAAUAUUUGCCGUGUAUUCGAUGCGCUUCUGUGGUUGUCUCUUGGGGAUAGGUGUCAUCCUUAGGGAAGGUGAUGGAUUCCUGUAAAAACACGAGCAUGUACGGCUCCUCCACCUUACACACUUCAAGGUAGCAUGGCGGGGAUUCAAGCAACGACGUUUUCCUACUUUAUCAUGUUAUGUAGGGUUGAGAGGUCUGACUUAAAGGUGUCUAGCCUUCUUAAGAACCAACGAAGCAAUUGAUUGUAUCGCUGCCCGUUCGGUUGACUGACGAAAAUAAGCUCCAAAAUAUGAAAAUACCAACCUUAGCUUGCAAUACGGGGACAAUACUUUGAGAGGUACUCAUCUGCU
This is a messenger RNA of Pyricularia grisea, 2529 nucleotides long. RefSeq lists its product as uncharacterized. The record is from RefSeq and is a predicted model, not a curated record. The transcript has 3 exons. NCBI's taxonomy places the organism in Eukaryota, Fungi, Ascomycota, Sordariomycetes, Magnaporthales, Pyriculariaceae. Gene Ontology annotation, molecular function: iron ion binding; heme binding; monooxygenase activity. The coding region runs from base 421 to 2028 and encodes 535 amino acids.